CUCAGUUGACGCAUAAAGACCCCCUCAUCUCUCUCUCUUUUUCUCCCUCGCCUCCUCCCCCGCCGAACCCGGCCCUUCUCCCCUCUUUCCUCAGCUUUCUGGUCAUCUAUUCCCCGAGCCUUUGCUUCCAAAAUCUCCGAAUCCAACUCUGAGCUCGAACCAAUUGGACUCUUCCGGUUCUAGGGUUUCUACUCCCGCUAUAGAGCGAGCUCGAGCUCAGCUGGAGGGAUCUCUGAGCGCCCGUCAAGAGCAUUGCUGGGAGAGGAGAGAUUGGCGUAGGAGGUACCUCCAGUCUGACAUAUCAUUUGACCUUAAGAGUUGUGGAAAGUGCUAACCAGUGAAGAGGCUUAUAGAUGGGAUUAUCAUAAUUAUUGGUUGACUCCUAACAUCAUUUGUUUUUCUCUGUACCCUUGAACCUAAUCAGAGAUUGAUGUUUUUCUCUGUACCCUUGAACCUAAUCAGAGAUUGAAUAUAUAUAUAUAUACAUAUAUAGAAACACUUAUCGUGAUAAUUGCAUAUUUUCUAUAAACAAAAUGCCAUCAUGGUGGGGGAAGUCUUCCUCUAAAGAUGUGAAGAAGAAGUCCAGCAAGGAUAAUUUGAUUGAUACAUUACAUCAAUUCACAAACCCAACUGAACGAAAAGGAAAUGUUAGAUCAGGAGGAUCUCAAAGACAUGGUGGUGAUGCAGCUUCAGUGAAGGGGUCUUUAUCACAAGCAGAAUCACAGUCUAUGUCAUCCACAACUCGAGUAUCAUGCUGUCAAAAUUUUGCAGAUAGACCUCAUGCCCAUCCUCUUCCACUUCCUAGGGUGCACUCAAGCAUGACAUGUAGACACCCAGGACAUGGUGGUUCAAAGCCAAUUCUAGAAAAACGUGGCAAAGCGCAGCUUUUUUUGCCUCUUCCAACACCUAAUCAUGUUCCUGUAAGACUAGAUACUGCUGAUAUUUAUGGAGAUUUGGCUACUGCAUCUGUUUCUAGUAAUUGCUCCAUCGAUAGUGAUGAUUCUCAACUUCAUAGUCCUGUGGGGAAUGAUUUUGAAACUGGUAGCAGGAGAAUUAUACGUGACCCUUCCAGUGUGGCGCAUAGAGAUCAUUCUCCUAUCAGCUGUCAUAAAAACUCUAAGGAGACAGCAAAGUCAGCUACUUCACCAUGCAAUAACCAAAAUCUCUCUUCAUCACCCAAGCAAGGAACUUUAGGCUGUCACCCCUCCAAUAAUCAAAUUCUUCGCCAUGGUGCUCCUAGCAGUGCUCCAGAUAGCUCGAUGUCAAGUCCUUCUCGAAGUCCCAUGAGGGUAGUUUGCCCUGAGCAAAUUCUGACUUCUGUUUUUUGGUCAGGAAAGCCCUACCCAGAUGUGAACUUCCUUGGAUCUGGCCAGUGCUCUAGUCCCUGUUCUGGUCAGACCUCUGGGCAUAAUUCGAUGGGAGGGGAUAUGUCUGGACAGUUAUUUUGGCAGCACAGCAGGGGUAGCCCAGAGUGUUCACCAAUCCUGAGCCCAAGAAUGACAAGUCCUGGUCCCAGCUCUAGGAUACAUAGUGGAGCUGUUUCUCCAUUGCACCCACAGGCUGGAGGAUCAACACCAGAAUCCCCUACGAUUCAGGCUGAUGAGGCGAAGAAAUUAUCCCACCGUUUGCCACUGCCACCAAUAAAUAUUUCCAAUAGCUCUCCUUUUUCAUCAAUGAAUUCUGCAUUAAAUAAUCUUUCCUUGAUACGUAGCCCUGGAAGGGCAGAUAAUCCCACAAGUCCUGGGCCUCGAUGGAAGAAAGGGAAGCUGAUUGGGCAUGGCACAUUUGGGCAUGUUUAUGUUGGCUUCAACAGUGAGAGUGGUGAAAUGUGUGCUAUGAAAGAGGUUACUCUUUUCUCUGAUGAUGCUAAGUCAAAGGAAAGUGCAAAGCAAUUGGGGCAAGAAAUUGCUCUAUUGAGUUGGUUACGGCAUCCAAAUGUAGUGCAGUAUUAUGGAUCUGAAAUGAUGGAUGACAAAUUUUACAUUUAUCUGGAGUACGUUUCUGGUGGUUCCAUCCACAAACUUCUUCAAGAAUAUGGGCAGUUUGGAGAAGUAGCUAUUCGCAGCUAUACUCAACAAAUCCUUUCAGGCCUUGCAUAUUUGCAUGCAAAGAAUACGGUGCACAGGGACAUAAAAGGAGCAAAUAUACUUGUAGACCCAAAUGGACGUGUAAAAUUGGCAGACUUUGGGAUGGCAAAACAUAUUGCUGGGCAGUCAUGCCCCUUUUCAUUCAAAGGAAGCCCAUAUUGGAUGGCACCUGAGGUUAUAAAAAAUGCGAACGGCUGUAACCUUGCUGUGGAUAUAUGGAGCCUUGGUUGUACCAUUUUGGAGAUGGCUACCACAAAACCACCUUGGAGCCAGUAUGAAGGGAUUGCAGCCAUGUUCAAGAUUGGGAACAGCAAGGAGCUUCCGGCAAUCCCUGAUCGUCUCUCAGCUGAUGGAAAGGAUUUUGUUAUGCAGUGUCUACAACGUGAACCAUUGAACCGUCCUACAGCUGCUGAGCUUCUGCAGCACCCAUUCGUGAAAAAUGCGGCCCUGCUGGAAAAAUCUAUUUCUGUUUCCGAUCCCUUUUCACUGCCAACAUCUGUUCCAUGUGGAACAAACUUCAAGGAUGCUGGGCAUGGAAGAAAUUUUUCAUCUUUGGACAUGGAAGGAACAAUCAUCCAUCAGCUCAGAUGUGUCACACCUACUGCAGUAAGCCGUGAUAUUCAUACAAGGAACAUGUCUUGUCCUAUCUCCCCCAUUAGAAAUUCUAGGUCUUCACGGCAUAUCAAUGGAAGGAUGUCUUCUCCGAUAUCAAGCCCUAUGACCGCCUCAGGUUCAUCAACUCCUCUAACAGGUUGCGGUGGUGCUAUCCCACUCAGUCAGCCAAAGUACUUGUCUUCUCUUCACGAGGGAUUCACAAAUGCACCAAGGCUCCUAAAUAAUCGCCGUGCUGGUGCUUCUACUUAUGACCCCAAGCUCGAUAUCUUCCGGGGCAAGCAGAAAGUCCCUUCUCUGGGGGAAGUGAUGUCUUCUGAAACUGACAUUCUCUUUCCUCAGUUGGGAAGACUAGCAUUUGGAGAUUGCCGAGAACCAUACAAAGGGCAAUUUAAUUUGCUGUCUUCUCAACUGUUGAGAGAUCAUGUGAAGCUAAACUUGUAGCCAAACCUUUCAUCCUGGUUCUCGCAGUCCUUGGCUGCUUAAAUGGUACCUGACUCAGAGAAAGAGCUGGUCAGUGAGGAAGUCCUGUUCUCUCUCUCUCUCUGUGUGUGUGUGUGUGUCCAUGAGCUCUUUGAUUACUUGGUUCCUUGUCUCUCCAUAGAGCAGCUGAGGAAUUAAUCGUGUACAAUAAAGCCCAAAGUGGAGACCCAUGGAGUAUUUCUCUGGCUGGAGGCUGAGGCUGAAGUGGCUAAGUGGGCAUUUUCACACGCAACCCCAUACUUGAACUUCACAUCGCUAAUCUCUGAAGAAGAAGACUGUCAACCGGCUGGCAUCUGGAUAUUGAUGCUGAAUUGUAAGUUUGAGAGAAUGGCAAUCAGUGAUUGUUUUGAUUUUUAAGCAGGCGAUUUUUGACAUUAUUGGCAACGAAUCCUCACUAUGGAUAAUGUAUAUCUGAGAUCAUGAUAUAAAUUAAAAGAGCAGAGAUACAAAAACACUAGGACUAGCAUCAAGUUACCUUGGUUGUGCAAGGCUAUUUUAAAUAGGACAGAAGAUUGGAUGACUCCAAAUAUUGCUUCUGGAAGAACCCUGAGCAUCCAGUGCUUGUCAUCAUGUUUCGCCGAAACAUUGCUGUCAGUUUGGUCAGAAAUGCUUCUGCAAAAUUUGAUUUCUGGUUGGUAAUUAAAAUGCUUCUGCAAAUUUUACCUCGUUGCUGUUCAUUGUACGUCACUUGUGGGGAAGCUGGAAUGGCAUCUCGCACGUUGCAUUUUGAACUACUAUUGUACAUUGCUUAGAGAAUGAUUUAGUUCUCUGUGUAGCCCGAUCCAAUUGUAUAGUCAUGUUUUUAAGAUCUGACAUUAUUUUACGCCAAAGACAACAAGUUUGGCAUGUACGAAUUU
This is a messenger RNA of Elaeis guineensis (African oil palm), 4039 nucleotides long. Lineage: Eukaryota; Viridiplantae; Streptophyta; Magnoliopsida; Arecales; Arecaceae. The record is from RefSeq and is a predicted model, not a curated record.